Molecule: messenger RNA, 684 nt
Organism: Brugia pahangi
Lineage: Eukaryota; Metazoa; Nematoda; Chromadorea; Rhabditida; Onchocercidae
Source: the annotation of a GenBank genome assembly
AUGGCAUCAAUGUUUUUGUUGGUGUUCUUCGUAGUUUAUGGUCCAAUCGUUGCAUGUGAUCAUUACUUUGUCAAAGACACGGACAAUACAUCAUGCAUCAUUUUGGAUUCAAACAUUACUGGUGUUCUUCAUUAUACAAAGUCUGACAAUAGCACGGAGCAAUUUAAAUUCAACAUCAGUGGACGCGGAGAUGGUUCGUGCAAAGGAACACAACACAUUUACAUAAGUUUUAACAGUCCUGUUGGUUUGAAGAACUCAACUUUAGCAAUUCAUUUCAAACAAAAAGAUGAUUCAUUCUUAAUCAGUAAUUUUACAUUGGCAGUGUAUUUCGAACAAAAAUUGAAUUCUACAGAAUCACUUCAUAUGUAUCUGAUGGAUAAACAUGCAGAGCUCGACGUGAGUGCCAGCAGUAACGGAGCAUACAAAUGUUCAGAAACAAUUCUUAGCUUCGAAGGAGGUUCUGCAGUAACUCUUCAUAAUGUACGGCUCACUGCAUACGCUCAUUUCAAUACUACUGAGUUUCCAGAAAACCAAGAAUACAAUAUUUGCCAGCUGGAUGUUCGUACUUCCGAUUUAGUGCCUAUAGUUGUUGGAGUAUGUCUUGCCGCAUUGGUGAUCAUUGUUUUAAUUGCAUAUUUGGUUGGCCGAGCUCGAGCGAAACGUCAGGGUUAUGCAUCAGUGUGA